GCGGCCACUCUGCCGUCCAAGUACGACGGGAAAGGGGAUAUCACCUCUUGGAUCAGCUCCAUGCAGUCAUACUUCGAGGUACUGCGAACACCGCAGGAAGACCGAAGCAUGAUCAUGGGCACAAAUACUGAGCUCGUCGUACGGAGUUUUAUAGAAAUCCAAGCUGUUACAGCAGGUUAUGAGAGGAUUGACCUGACCGAGUGGCUGAAAGUGACUCCAGUAGGAACUCUUGAGGACCUCCUCAUCACGCAGUAUGAAGACAAGCACGCUGCGCUCAAGGCAAGACUGAAGCUUGAGGCCCUCAAAGGCCAAACAUGGAGGACUUCCAUGCAGGCUUUGGAGCAGCACUUGACUAGUCUGUUCACCACUCCAAACCUGGGAUUGACUGACGUGUCUUGCUUGGAUGAAGUCAUGGGAGUGGCCCAUAAAGAAUACCCUUCCCUGCUAGGACUCAAAGACCAUACCACUUGGCGAGAGCUACUGACGGAACUAGUCAACCUAGAGGCCAAGGACCUCGCCAGGCAUACAAAGGCACCCGCUGUAGGUAGAAAAUCACAACGCAAGCGGUAUGGAAGCAUCAACCAGCUUGCCCUGCAUGAACAUCGGGAGGCUGAAGAUCAGUCCUGCGCGGAUGAUCUGUCUUUAGAUGACGAUCUAGAGCCGGACUCCGAUAUGGGCUGUUCUACAUCAGCCAUUGAGUCUGACGUGAAUGAAGAAGAAAAAUUUAAUGCAUUUAAAAAGACUGCUUCAAGCAAGGGGCCUAACCGUGGUUCAGGUAGGGGAACUAUAGCACAUCUCCCCAAGAAUGCGAAGAUCCCUGAGAAACCGGAGGACGCUUCUACCAAGCCUUGGGAAGCCCUCCGCAUUAGUCAAAAGGAAUGGGAAAGAAGAUCCAAACUGCGCGGGUGCUUGCAUUGUCAAGAGCCUGGGCAUGCUGUGCAGGAUUGUUAUCGUCUGCAGGGAAACAGGCAAAGGGCGUAGAGGAGUCAUCAACACUCUCUACAGCAAGGGAAGCUGAACAGUCAGUUGCAGGCCCUUCCAAGGAGCCUGAAUCUGAUCAACAGCUUGCUCUUGAAGCCCGAACUGAUGUUGAAUCCAAGGCUGGUGCAGUCCAAGUACUUUACACCGAGCCUUGGGAAGAGACUAAGGAAGUUGACUUCCACUCUCACCUGGAACAUUGGCUGCAGCUCAAGCAGCAACGCCGUGUUCAAGGGAGUGUGGAGCUAACCUUCUUUAAGUUACUCAUUAACCGCCGAUACAUCCGUGUGCUGAUUGAUAAGGACUAACUUAUUUUCCCUUAACGAGAUUCGUAAGGCGGGCCUGGGAAUGAAGCAAGUGGAGUUGC
Molecule: messenger RNA, 1345 nt
Organism: Chara braunii
Lineage: Eukaryota; Viridiplantae; Streptophyta; Charophyceae; Charales; Characeae
Source: the annotation of a GenBank genome assembly